Cynara cardunculus var. scolymus (artichoke) is the source of this 1156-nucleotide messenger RNA. RefSeq names its product 14-3-3 protein 7-like. The coding region runs from base 81 to 863 and encodes 260 amino acids. The record is from RefSeq and is a predicted model, not a curated record. Gene Ontology annotation, cellular component: cytoplasm. The transcript has 7 exons. Lineage: Eukaryota; Viridiplantae; Streptophyta; Magnoliopsida; Asterales; Asteraceae. Gene Ontology annotation, biological process: signal transduction.
AAUUUCUACAGUCACCACCCUGCCUGCCUUAAUUUCGUCACUUCUCCAACUGAAGACAAAAGAGGGUUUUUGCAGACACCAUGGAUACGGAGAAGGAGCGAGAUCGCCAUGUUUACUUUGCUAGAAUUGCAGAGCAAGCCGAGAGAUACGAUGAGAUGGUCGAAGCAAUGAAAUCUAUUGCAAAGAUGGAUGUGGAUCUGACUCUGGAAGAGAGAAACUUGUUGUCUGUUGGAUAUAAAAAUGUGAUUGGAGCAAGAAGAGCAUCGUGGAGGAUAUUGUCAUCUAUUGAACAAAAGGAAGAGGGCAAGGGUCAUGAGCAAAAUGCGAAAAAGAUAAAGGAUUAUAGAAAGAGGGUGGAAGAUGAGCUUACGAUAAUAUGCAAUGACAUACUUUCUACAAUCGAUUCCCACUUGCUCCCAUCAUCAAAAUCUGGAGAAUCUGCUGUCUUCUAUCAUAAGAUGAAGGGGGAUUACUUCCGUUACUUAGCUGAAUUUAAAUCAGGGAAUGAUCGUAAGGAGGUUACAGAUCAGUCGCAUAAAGCUUACGAGGCUGCAACUGCUAUUGCUACAUCUGAUCUGCCACCUACGCAUCCAAUCAGGCUUGGUUUGGCUUUGAACUUCUCGGUCUUUUACUACGAGAUAUUGUACUCCCCUGAAAGGGCGUGCCAUAUGGCUAAACAGGCAUUUGAUGAGGCUAUCACCGAACUUGAUACACUGGAUGAAGAAUCGUACAAGGACAGCACUCUAAUUAUGCAGUUGAUUAAGGAUAAUCUUACUCUUUGGACCUCGGAUAUUUCAGAAGAGGGAGCGGCAGGUGAACACUCCAAGGCGGGAGAACCUCAAGGCAGGCCAGAUAGCAAAUAAAGCAAUCACAAUUCACAGCGAGCUAGCUUAAAGUAGAUGAUUAAGAGACUACAAUAGCUGCUCCUGAGAAUGGUGGAAUUGCUUAGCAAGAAGAGUCUUUAUGGUUUUGCAUAAAGAUAAGUAACCGUUGGCUUGUUUCUUUUCAUCCAUGUUAUAAAUGUCAAAGAGUCUCAGAGAUUAUUCUAGAGUUAGCCUUCUCUUCUUUCUUUCUUUCAUGAAUACAUCUAUGUUUUCUGGUGUCAUGAUUCUUGUUGAAUCCUUGGUAUAUACAUAUACAUUGUGUGUUUGUUUAA